AGAUGCCAUUGGAAGGCAGAUCCAUAGACUCAAUUCUUCAUUCAAAACCAAGUCUUCUUCUCUUCUCUUCCGUUCUCUUGAGGAAAAAUGGCAUCCUCUCCUUUGAACCCAAAAUACAGUUCCCACGGUCGCUCAAAUAGCUUGCCCUCUAGACCACACCCUCUCAUUCUCAAAUGCAAUGAACACUUGGAAAGCUUAAGGGCUUCCAAAGCAACCUCCUCUUCCUCAACACUUCUUAGACAUAAGGUAGAAGGCUUGCAAGAUCUGAUUGAGUGUGUUGGAAAAUUGAUUCAGCUUCCCCUCACUCAAGAUGUCCUUCUCCACGAGCGUCAAGAGAAUUGGGUAAAUGAGCUUUUGGAUGGAUCCUUAAGGCUCUUAGACGUGUGUACUGCAGCCAAAGAUGCUUUACUACACACAAAAGAAUGCACACGUGAACUUCAAUCAACCAUAAGAAGGAAGAAAGGUGGUGAAGUGGAGCUGACAGCAGAAGUCAAGAAAUUCUUGACAUCUAGGAAGGUAGUGAAAAAGGCCAUCUCCAAAGCCUUGGCAAAUUUGAACAGCACUUCAAAGAGUUCCAACAUCUCAUCUAAUACAAACAAAGAUCACCGAACAGUGGCUUUGAUUAGCUUAUUACAAGACAUGGAAGUGGCUACACUAUCAACAUUUCAGACACUGCUGCAAUUUAUCUCAGGGUCAACACAAUCAAAGUCAAACAGCUGGCUUUCGAUUUCCAAGCUAAUUCAGCCCAAGAGAGUCGGUUGCUCGCUAGUGGCAGAUGAAAGUGAAUUUGCCCAAGUGGAUGCAGCAUUGCAGUCCUUUGUAUUUACCAAGACUUGCAAAUUUGAAGACAUAAACAAUCUGCAAAACCAGUUGGAGAAAAUGGAGUCGUGCAUUCAAGACUUUGAAGAAGGACUUGAGUUUCUAUUUAGGCGUCUGAUUAAAAUCAGAGUUUCCCUUCUUAAUGUCUUCAACCACUAGUCGAACCUAGCUGGGACUGAAUUUUUGUAGAUCGAUAUAGAUACACUUGUACAUGCAAAUUAUAAAUGUAUAUGUCUACCAAUAAUGAAUUGAAAAAUCUUUCUCAAUUAU
This is a messenger RNA of Glycine soja, 1089 nucleotides long. RefSeq lists its product as uncharacterized. The coding region runs from base 88 to 978 and encodes 296 amino acids. NCBI's taxonomy places the organism in Eukaryota, Viridiplantae, Streptophyta, Magnoliopsida, Fabales, Fabaceae. Gene Ontology annotation, biological process: shoot system development; root development. The record is from RefSeq and is a predicted model, not a curated record. The transcript has a single exon.